Messenger RNA from Ornithodoros turicata, 2706 nucleotides. RefSeq names its product monocarboxylate transporter 12-like. Lineage: Eukaryota; Metazoa; Arthropoda; Arachnida; Ixodida; Argasidae. Gene Ontology annotation, molecular function: monocarboxylic acid transmembrane transporter activity. The record is from RefSeq and is a predicted model, not a curated record. The coding region runs from base 204 to 1475 and encodes 423 amino acids. The transcript has 6 exons. Gene Ontology annotation, biological process: transmembrane transport. Gene Ontology annotation, cellular component: membrane.
UCCCAUACUCGUGCAGCCACAGCGCUGUAACCAUCUUAGUGGCUUGCUUCGAUUGCAUUUGGCAUUGCAUACAGAGCACAUGAGCACUGUAAGAUAUGCUGUAAGAUAUAAACCGCUCAUAUAUGCUGUCACCGAGGUUUGACUGUUGGAGAUGCAUUGCCAUUUCCUGAAUCUCCGCUGAACCUUGGCCUUUUCUGCGGGGUAUGGAGGUGAGCCAGCCCAUUGAAGAGUUGAGCGGGAUUCAGUACAAAGUGCACGACCAUGUGUCAAAGCAAAGACCGGAGCUGGUGGACAGCCGUCACAGCUGGAUCGUUGCCCUUGCCUGCUCCUGGGUCCAAAUCUGGAUCUCGUUGAUUUAUAGGUCCGCAGGCGUCUUUCUAGUCUCCAUGGUAGCCACGUUUGAAAUUCCGCGCCAGCAGGCUUCCUGGCCUCUGGUCAUCAACCUGUCCUGCAACUGCAUUAUGGCGGUCUUCUCCGGGUUCCUGCUCCGAUGGACGGACUCGAGGUUUGUCGCCGUGAGCGGUUGCAUUAUAGCCUCAUUAAGCAUCAUGGCCUGUUUUAUGUGGAACGAGCCAGUUGGAUACAUCGUUCUCAUGGGAUUCUGCUUCGGAAUCGGCUCCGGUCUGGCAAUACCGACAUGCUUCGUGGUAUUGAGCCGCUACUUCAAGCGGAACCGUGCAUGCGCCAAUGGCAUCACCCUAGCCGGUGCCUCCUUUGGUAGUAUCAUAUUCCCACCAGUCGUUACGCUGCUAAACGAGAAAUACGGGCUUCGAGGCGCCACACUACUGAUCGGUGGCCUCAUUAUGAACGGCGUGGCUGGAGGUCUUGUCAUGAGAUCCUCCACAAGAUUCCCUGUUUGUGCUUGUUCGCACAAGAUGGCGAAGAGCCCCGCUAGUCUACAGCCAAUAUCGACUCCAAAGUACGGAGCUCUGUCUGUUAUAUGGCGCACUGUGUCGCCGCCUUUAUCGUUCCUGAAGAAUGGAUACUUCUACCCGAUUACCCUGGCAGGCAUGGUGUACAACUUCUCCUUGACCACCUACUUGCUGACCAUCGUUGACCACGCCGUAGGACAUGGCCUUUCCCGCGCGGAGGCUUCGCUUUUAUUGUCUACUAUGUCGUUCGCAGACCUCAUCAGUCGACUAUGCACAGGUCCCAUAACGGAUCAUCAGUUCCUGAGCCGCAAGCAGAUGCUAGUUGUGAGUUUCACAAUGCUGUCGAUAUGUUACCUAGUGCUUCCAAUGAUGACUACGAGGGGAAACAUGAUAACGUUGUCAAUUGUAUUUGGCCUGAGCGGCGGGGGAGCAGUUAUCAUUUUGCCCGUGCUUCUCGUGGAACACCUCGGCAUCGAUAACCUUCCGGUUGCCUUCGGAGUGCAUCGUAUGGCAAUUGGACUCUCCACGUUAGCCAGGCCUGUCCUCAUCGGUGAGUGCAUUGGUUCUUGUAAGUCUGGGUUACACUGCAUAUGUUUGGCAUGACAGGUUGCUAGCUCGAAAUUAAUGGGAAGCUGUACUUGAGCUUAAAAAUGCGGCGAUCCUUGGUUGCCGCAAGCUCGCAUUCUCGCAAUAAGCGUCGAAAUCUGCUUGAUACAAAUGCUGCCUCGCGCACUGAUGAACAGGCACAAGUGAACAUGCGGGGUGUUGGCUAACUCGCGUUGUCUAAGCGGAAGUAGGCCCGGUCGCAGUGGUGAAGCAGGUAGCACCGUCGUCUGCUUCACGAAUACAACUAAAGUAGGUUGAAGCAUUUGGUUGCGCGGUCACGGGACACUUUUAAUAGACGACGGCCCUACAAGAUUUCUGCACUGCUGUAAAGUAUUGGAGAUCUCUGCCUCUAACAACGCCUUCUAGAAUCUCGAUCUCGAUUCCUUCUCUCUGUGCUUAGCUACGCGUGCUUGUAUACAGUCACGGUCUCGUCUGCUUCGGCGAAAUGACGCAGACGAUUUCAAGCAGAGAAAGCCCGUGGCUACAAGUGAUACCCAUGCGGCUCGCACCCACGGCUACUGCUGAAAGCGACGCUGUGAUUGGCAGAACUCACAAUGUCUACGUCACGUUGGCUAGCGACCAGGCCUUGCUUAGUUUAGAUGGCAACGGCGUAGAGAGAAUGUUUCAAGAGGGGUUCUAUGGGGACUAAUGGGGAUUAGGAUUCCCCUCGUUUCCCUCUCCCAACUGCACUACCAAAGGGCGCUACCUAUACACUACCAAAUGCACUACCUAUUUCUGUGUGUGUGUGAGGGGGGGGGGGGGUGACCACCCAGAACUUAAUCUUCUAGUUUCUUGUCUUCCGACCUAGCUGCGUUAUGGUUUGCAAUAUGCUUUCCAAUGUUCCACGAGGUCAGUGAAUAUCUAGAGGUGAAAAAUGUUCUCCUAUAGGAUACGGUUCUCUUAUUUUACACCACAAAUAUACAGGCUACUUCAAAGACAGUGGCGGAUCGUACGAUGGUCUCUACUACAUCGUCAGCGUGGGCUGCAUGUCGGUCAUCGCCGUCUGGAGCGCCAUCUUGCUUAAGUCUUGGGCCAGAAGAAAAUAGGCUAGGAGGAUCACAGCCUGACUGCUUUCAUUUCAAGUCACGAAUUGUUCAGUUUCGAAACCGUGCGCACAACUGCUGUACACACGAAUAUAAAACAUUAUGUAUAACCCUGUCGAAAGUAGGAUUGCUCAGUGCCGAAAUGAGUAUCACAUGUGUCCGAGAAGGGAUAACUCGGUUGUGCU